This is a messenger RNA of Punctularia strigosozonata HHB-11173 SS5, 948 nucleotides long. RefSeq lists its product as uncharacterized. The transcript has a single exon. Bases 1 to 948 code for a protein of 315 amino acids. NCBI's taxonomy places the organism in Eukaryota, Fungi, Basidiomycota, Agaricomycetes, Corticiales, Punctulariaceae. The record is from RefSeq and is a predicted model, not a curated record.
AUGCAAAAGGCCGCUGCGAUAGACCGCCGAACAGCCUACAAUCUUUGCCUUGUUUCGUCGUGGACGAGACGGAUCGCAGAGUGCCACCUGUACGCGGUGAUCAUCGCAAACGACCACGACAAGCCAAGCGCGGGCCUCAUCAGACGUUGGAUAGCAGAUAUCAUGGAGGGUGGACGGAAGGGCGCGAUCGCGAGAACGCGAGCUGGCCAUGUCCGUCAACUAUGGAUAGAUUCGUUUUACCCGAGCGGAGCGAACCCCGCGUAUCGUCUGCACGAACUCUACCUACACGAGCCGUUCUUAUCGAGCCGACUCCUGCUAUUCCCGAACCUGGAGUCGAUCGGUUGGGCACAGCGCCGUAAUGCUAUCUGGCUGUGGAAGGAAAUCGCGGCCUUCGCUUCACGCCUGCCCGCAGAGACGACUGAGAAAGACGAGACCCUCGCAAGAACGCGAAGAAAGGAGCUUCACGUUACAGUCGACUUCAAAGCGGUUUCUCUUCACCACUACUCGCCCAUUACUCCUACCUCCGUCGACGCGAUCACUCACCUGCGCAUCCACCACUUGACAGAGUACCUAGCGCCGAACUCGGUGUUGGCCACGUACCGAAGUCUGACUCAUCUCUCUAUGGCCACGCGCGCAGCUACCGGCGAGUUGCUCGUUAACUCGCACUCGCUCGCGGCUCCAACAUUCGCCCACUUGAAAAUGCAUGUAAUCGAAUUGCCUCAGAAAGGUUCGGGGUCCCAGGGUCAGGAAUGUCUGAGAGAAAUCAAGAUGCAACGUGCCCGCGGCUACCCGAUAUUCGCUGUCAUGCAGAUGGCGUCACUGCAUGAUGACUGGGAAAGAGAGGCGUCUGGGGGCGACAGCAUUUGGCAGCGAGCACGGACUUUCGCGAGCGCGCUAGAGCGCCAGAACUGGGAGUACGACUUCGACAACCCGCAAGCAGCGUCAUAA